AUGUAGUUCUCAAUCACCCCAGAGUGGUCUCCACCUGCAGUGUGCAGUUUCAGUGUUGCAAGAAGUUUGCUGACUUUAGAAGUGUGCCCUGCUGGGUGACCAGCCAUGAGGGUCUUGGGGGGAUUUGACAGCCUGCACGUCCUGCAGCCCCAAUUAGCUUUCCUUAGAGUAUACGGGUGGUUCCUGACCUAGUUGGGUUUUAGAGGUAGAUAGGUGCUCACCUUCUCUACUGUAGCCCUUGCCCAGCUCCUGUCUACCUUAAACUGACCUUGUGGCUUUGCCCUCAGGAUGCCUUCCAAACCUGUAGAACCCUGUUACUUUCCCCAUCUCCUCCCACCCAGCCCCACCGAAGUUCUGGGUUUGUAAGUGCCAAGAUGUUCACACUUCCGCUCAUCUCUGAGGUGGAAUUAAUUGUAUGGCCUAGGACAAGGGUGGCGAACCUAUGGCACUCAUGGCAUAGCUGGCUGUUUGUUAUUGAAAGUUCUAAAAGUUUCUCUUAGACAGCCCUAGGGUAAAGCAGGGGGAUAUUUCUUUAAGUCUUCCAGUUCUGUAUGCUGUGGUAGAAAUGAAGUUUUAGAUUCUUUUUGAAGAAUGUCAAUGGAUCACUGAGAGCUUAUGGAGGAGGUUCACCUGGAAUUUGAGGCGUCAGGUCAUAUGAGCCAUACCUCUCUGGGGUUUUAGCCACUGAGGUUUGCAGACCAGGGUAGAGCAAGAGCCUGUAUCUCACCUGCCUCAGUCAAUCUGGGCUGCAUGGGAGAAGAUAGAGUUGCCCCUGGUUCUUAGCCUGAGUGAGUGGCCUACAAUCCCUUCGUGGCUUGGGGCCUUUGUAACCAUCUGUGCCUCUUCUAUGAGGCAGGUUCAAGCGUGGGAAAUAAGAGGGUGAAAGAUGCCCUGGCCUCAGCCCUGACCAGCCUACAGGGCCAAAAGGAGGCAGCUUUUCCCUGAUCACAGGGGUCCCCCUCUUCUGCCCAGUCUUUGUGAUCCCCUGUUGGUAGGGAUGAAGCAGGUGGAGCAUGGGGUUUGCUGAGGCCUAUCUCCCACUCGACACAUGCAAGCACACAUGUUACACACCUUUGAUUAGAGGCGAUUGGCUGCACUUGUGCUGAGUUCAGGCCUUCAGAGGGUGAAAUCCGGCUCCCAGCUGCCACACACACUUUUCCGUAUGAUCUCAGGGGGUCACCCUUGUCAUUGUGCUCAACAGUAAGAGUGGGGGAGAAGGGGGUGGGAAGAGCCUGAGCCAGAGCGGUGUCCCUGCUCCCAAAUCUGUGCUUAGGGCCCGGAGCUCUUCCAGAUUAUAUUGAGGAGGCUUGCCUCCUAGGGUGGGUCUGGGGCCAGCUAGGACAGAUCCACUGAAGACUUUCUGACUCCCACCUCUAGUUUCCUGAUCUUUGAUCUGGAAGGGAUCUUUCUUCUGAGAUGCUCUUGGUGGCCUGACUCCUGAGGAGGUAUCUCUGGCUUCCCCUGCUUGCUUUUUGCCUGCAGCCUCAUUUCCUAGUGCAAGGAUAGAAAAGGUGGGGUCUGUACUCUUAUUAGCAACAUAUGUUCCCACCUUCCAGUCCUGUAUUUUAGCUCCCUGGAUAGGGUCAGAACCCCCCUACACACACUGUCCCCACAGCUCACAAUUGCUUGAGACUGAGGCCUCCUGAGGGGACUCCAGGUCACCUUUUACUCUGGCCACUUAAGGCUGACCUGGAAAGGAGGGGAUGGAGCAGGGGGUGUCCCUGUCCAAAGGUCUGGUGGGGCUGGACUAAAUAGGGAUUCUGUGGACUAGGUGCCCGAUGAAGUCUUUGGCAGGGCUUCAGAGAGCAAAAGGUGAGGUUUGGAUAUCAUGGGCAUCUGAGUACAGGGGAGACAGCCCUUUUUCUUGGCUUCCUGUCCUUGUGAGUACUGAGGACCCCAGGCAGGAGCCAGAGAAUAUUAGUGUAAUCCAGAGGGGUUUACUCCAGGUUGCCUCAAGCUGAGCACCACCCCCAGUGGAUAAUUGUGGGGGCCCUUGUGAAACAGCUGGGGUGGAGUGGGGCAGGGGCACAGUAUGCUGCAACCCAAAGCCACAGAAUGGUUACUCCAUCAUGGAGGAGGUGGACAGGGAGGUCUGGAGGGCCCUCAGGUCAACUCCUCUCUGGAAUCACUUCACCUGGAAAGUGGGGACUCCCAACCAGCAUGCAGAUGGAGCCAGAGUUUGCUGGAAGACCCAUUUCCGACUUCAGGAGUCUGGGAAAUCAGUACUCUCCUGAUCUCCAGGGGACAGGCCUUUAAACCCUAGAGGAAGCAGGGGCUUUGUUCAAGCCUCUUCAGGGGAGGCAGCUGUAGGAGGUAGGACUCUGGAUACACGGGCUGGCCCUCACCUGCUGCUGGCCCCUUCUCCUGAGGCACUGUUUGCUGGCCUCAGGAAUGGUUGGGGGGAAGGGUGAGGGUGGUGAUGUGCUGAGUCAGCGUGACUCGCCAGAACAGUGCGCUCUGGGGCAGCACUGGGGUUAUUUUUAAAGCUCUUCUUCCUUCCAAGCUUGCCCCUCCCAGGCUUCUCUAAUCUCUUCCCUGCCCCUUUGUCUAGCCCCUGCCUCCCUCACAGCCUUCAGUUCCCCUUCCCCCAUCAGUCUCCCUGACCUCACACCUGGCUGUCUAGGGGCAGGGCUGUGGAGGAGCCUGGAGGAGAGGCAAGGCCCAAAGGCUGUUCUCAGAGUGCCUGCUCACUGUGCCCCCAGGUUAUGACGACUCCCAAUAAAGGAAGCAAGGCCUUGAAGGUGAAGCGGGAGCCUGGUGAGAAUGGAACCAGCCUGACGGAUGAGGAGCUGGUGACCAUGUCAGUGCGUGAGCUAAAUCAGCACCUACGGGGCCUGUCCAAGGAGGAGAUCAUCCAGCUGAAGCAGCGCCGGCGCACUCUCAAGAACCGUGGCUACGCAGCCAGCUGCCGUGUCAAGCGGGUGACACAGAAGGAGGAGCUGGAGAAGCAGAAGGCGGAGCUGCAGCAGGAGGUGGAAAAGCUGGCCUCUGAGAAUGCCAGCAUGAAGCUGGAGCUCGAUGCCCUGCGUUCCAAGUAUGAGGCCCUGCAGAACUUCGCCAGGACCGUGGCCCGCAGCCCUGUGGCUCCAGCUCGGGGCCCCCUUGCUGCCGGCCUGGGACCCUUGGUCCCUGGCAAGGUGGCCGCCACAAGUGUCAUCACAAUAGUAAAGUCCAAGACGGACGCCCGGUCGUAGGGAUGUGUGCGAUUGCUGGGCGGUUCUUUGAGGGGCCACUAGGCGCAUGGCAAAUUUGGCAGCCCUGUCCCUCAUCUUCCUCUUUUCUUCCUUUCCUCCUCUCUUCCUCUCCCCCAUCCUCCCUUCCCUGCAAAGCACAACCUGCACCCCAGGGGUACUGGGCUGAACCCCUUUGAUCUCAUCGUUGUCGUGCGUGUGUUUUGUACGUUGGGAUUGGUCAGUUUGGCAGUGAUGUUGGGUUGCCCCAACCCCUCUUGUAACAAGGCCACGCAGGCAAGGAGUUCAGAGUCAGCACUGUGGGAAUGGACAAGGGAGAGACCGAGAGAGCAAGUGAGCAAGCGCACUAGGCCUCAGGUCUGCCCUCCUUACCUGCGUGCCCGUAGGCCCCA
Fukomys damarensis (Damara mole-rat) is the source of this 3583-nucleotide messenger RNA. RefSeq names its product MAF bZIP transcription factor G (gene Mafg). Gene Ontology annotation, molecular function: RNA polymerase II cis-regulatory region sequence-specific DNA binding; DNA-binding transcription factor activity, RNA polymerase II-specific. Lineage: Eukaryota; Metazoa; Chordata; Mammalia; Rodentia; Bathyergidae. The record is from RefSeq and is a predicted model, not a curated record. The coding region runs from base 2706 to 3194 and encodes 162 amino acids. Gene Ontology annotation, biological process: regulation of transcription by RNA polymerase II; regulation of epidermal cell differentiation. Gene Ontology annotation, cellular component: nucleus. The transcript is spliced from 3 exons.